AUGGCUCCCCUCCGAUCCGUCGUCGCCGCUGCCCUGCUCCUGGUGUCCGCCGCUCAAGCGCACUUCAAACUGAACGCUCCGCCGACGAUUGGCUUUAGCGAUGAUGACGAAGGCAAAGCCCCCUGCGGAAGCUUUACUCCCGACUUCACCAAGAACAAUGUGACGGACUUUCACGUUGACGGCGAGGCCGUCGCGUUGCUUUUGGCUCAUCCCACGGCCAAUUGGCUGUUCCGCGGUACCCUCGACAAGACGGCUGGUGGAAAUUGGAAGCAGCUCUUCCCUAUCGUUCAGCAGACAGGUCUCGGAGACUUUUGCGAACCUUCUGUGACAGCGCCCGCCAGCUGGGUAGGCAAGAUGGGCGUCUUGAGCGUCGUCGCUGAUGGUCCUGAUGGGCUGCUCUACCAGUGCUCCGCAGUCAACUUCGUCUCUGGUGCCGGCACCAAACCCGCGUCUUGCAAGAACGCCACGACGGUCACGGCCACCUUCACCACAGACUCGAAGCUCACAGCACUACUUGCCAACGGGACUGGAAGUUCCACUCAGCCAUCGACAUCGGCGAGUGCUGCCGCGCCAGUCAACCGUGCUGCUGUCUCAUUGGGUGGCCUCUUCGUGGUUGGAGGCGCUGCCGUCGUAGGCUCGGCGCUGCUGUAA
Messenger RNA from Colletotrichum karsti, 651 nucleotides. RefSeq lists its product as uncharacterized. NCBI's taxonomy places the organism in Eukaryota, Fungi, Ascomycota, Sordariomycetes, Glomerellales, Glomerellaceae. The coding region runs from base 1 to 651 and encodes 216 amino acids. The transcript has 2 exons. The record is from RefSeq and is a predicted model, not a curated record.